AUGACAGCAUUGGCUGAGAAUUAUAUUAUCCAAUUCAGUAGACAAAAGCAACAGUCAGGGACUGCUGGAACUCAAGUCAUUGGUUCAAAGGAAGCACUUGAAUCACUUAGUCAAGAUUUAAAUCAUGCUGCUACAGAAAAUUUCUAUUUCGGUGCAAAAUUAGUCCGAGGAGCUUAUAUGGAUCAGGAACGUGCACGUGCUAAAGAAUUAGGUUAUGAAGAUCCAAUUUGUGCAAAUUUCAAUGCUACUACAACUAUGUAUGAAUUAUGUUUAGAAGAAGUAAUGAAAGCGAUUAAACAACGACGUAGAACAACAACAACAACUGGUCAAAUUAGUGUGAUGAUAGCUAGUCAUAAUGAAGAUACAGUGCGUUAUGCUUUAAAAAAAAUGGAUGAAUACAAUGUAUCACCUAAUGAUCGACUUAUUUGUUUUGGUCAAUUGCUUGGUAUGUGUGAUCAGAUUAGUUUUACAUUAAGUCAAGCUGGUUAUUCUGUAUAUAAAUAUGUUCCAUAUGGUCCUGUAGAAGAAGUUCUACCAUAUUUAUCUAGACGUGCUCUAGAAAAUGGUUCCGUAUUAAAUUGUACUCUUAGAGAACGUCAACUAUUAUGGUCUGAAUUGAAACGACGUCUAUGGAAUGGACAAUUUAUUUAUAGACCAUAAAUUUUUCUUUUAAUUAAAAAGUGUUUAUGUGUAAUAAUGUUAAUCUUCUUUCAUUUUUCUACUUUUUCAAAACUUUCUAACUGUACUGUUUCUACUGUAUACUUCAUAAUCAUAUUGUUGUAUAAAGUAAAAAGAAAUGUUUUCAGUCACUAUUUAAUCUCGUCUUCUACUCUCAUUUUCA
Molecule: messenger RNA, 841 nt
Organism: Schistosoma turkestanicum
Lineage: Eukaryota; Metazoa; Platyhelminthes; Trematoda; Strigeidida; Schistosomatidae
Source: the annotation of a GenBank genome assembly